UUACGAUGUAACGUGGUUCAUCAUCCUUUCUUUUAUUUUAUUUUAUGUGUGGUGUUACUCUCUAAAGCUGGAUUAUGGUAGAGGUGGCCAAAGCCUGGCUAGGUUGGUAUGGUUUCUUCUUUUUUUUUUUUACUAUUAUUAAUGGUGUUUUCUACGAUUUCCUUUUUUUUUUUGUAAUGCGGUGGUUGCUACAAUAUGUACAAAUGAAAGGCGAGAUAUUGCGCUGGUAAGCAAUCAGGUAGACGUAACAAAAUUUUAGCUCCGGCCCGA
Umbelopsis ramanniana AG is the source of this 270-nucleotide messenger RNA. RefSeq lists its product as uncharacterized. The coding region runs from base 75 to 230 and encodes 51 amino acids. The transcript has a single exon. Lineage: Eukaryota; Fungi; Mucoromycota; Umbelopsidomycetes; Umbelopsidales; Umbelopsidaceae. The record is from RefSeq and is a predicted model, not a curated record.